UCCACAUCAUAUAGAUCCACUGCCGAGAAACAUGAUUUAGAUUACAAAACAAUCUCAUCAUCAUUCGACAGAACAAAAACCCAAACCCAAAAAAACCAAAAAAAUAUUCAAAUCAUUAUUAUGUCAAAGCCGUCCAACGCGCCGCCACCGCCGCGGCUCUACAAACAACAGUCGUGGUCACCGGACAUGCUCCGAGAAGAGGCGUGGCAGAGACGAAAGAAGAAUCACAUCAGCCGCAGUCGCAGCGGCAACAAUCUCCGUCGGCUUAGUAAGAGUUUAUCGGAAGAUGACUUACAGGAACUCAAUGCUUGUUUCGAACUCGGGUUCGGGUUUGAUUCACCCGAAAUUGACCCGAAACUAUCCAAUACUAUACCUGCUUUGGAAUUGUACCAUGCUGUUAAUAAACAGUACAAUAAUCAUAGCUUGUCUCGAUCCUCUUCUUCAUCUUCCAUUGUCUCUGAUAAUGACAUUGCAAAUACCACCGCUAUUUUUAAUCCAGCUGAUGAUUUAACGGCGAAGAAGACUCGGUUGAAACAAUGGGCGAAGGUGGUUGCUUGUGCGGUGCGGCAAUCUUCUCCAACACCGGGCUCAGGUUAAUUAAUUAAUACCUUAUCGCUUCUGCUGUAUACACAUGAAUCUCGCAAGGAAAUGGAGUGUUUGGAUUAAUUAUGCGUUCUAAUUUGUUCAUACAUAGUCAUGGAUGGUCUCUUUCUUGUUUAUUUUAUUUUGUUUUUUCCUUUGUUAUUUAAUAACUGCUUUCGUUCUAAUUUUACAAUACAUAAUGUACAUUUCCAAACUCAACAAACAUAUCGAAUCAAGGUGUUGAUUUGAGUUCUAUUGCUAGUGGCUAGAGACUGAGAGUUUAGGCUGGUUAACUGUUUGGUGGUGUUUUACAAUGUAAAUAUUGAUAAUAAUGGAUUUUAUUGUUCGUACAACUCA
Molecule: messenger RNA, 939 nt
Organism: Cicer arietinum (chickpea)
Lineage: Eukaryota; Viridiplantae; Streptophyta; Magnoliopsida; Fabales; Fabaceae
Source: RefSeq, a predicted model, not a curated record